GGCGCAGGCGCAGUGCUGGGGGAGUUUACUGAGCCCCAGACAGCUGGAGGAGAUAAACAGAGGAGGGGGCUGGGGAGGGACCGAGUCCCAGCCAGCCUGGGGCUGCGGAGCAUGGCGAGGGGCUAGGGUGGCCAGCCCCACCCGCCGAGGGAGCCUCCUGUCCUGUCCGGGCCCAGGGCCGGGCUGUCCCCUGCAUGGAUGGAGCUUCUCAACUUCCACUCCCUGCGGAGCGUGCGCGCUGAGGAGGCCUGACAGUACUGAUGAUACACAGGAUUGGCAGACCUGAAGGCAGAAAUUCUUCAUAUCGCUGCAGAACAGGUAAUUAAAUGUCUCUACUGUGGAUCUCCGCUUUGUUGGAAUGCUUGGAUGCACUGCAGCGCCUCCUAUAGCUUUCUUUUGUCGGCCUCACUGUGAGAAGAUGGCAAAAGUAAACAUUACUCGAGACCUCAUCCACAGGCAGAUCAAGGAGAAGGGCGCCCUCAGCUUUGAGCGGCACUAUCAUGUCACUGACCCAUUCAUCCGACGCCUGGGCCUAGAAGCAGAGUUGCAGGGUCACUCUGGAUGCGUCAACUGUCUAGAAUGGAAUGAGAAAGGAGACUUGCUGGCUUCUGGCUCCGAUGACCAGCAUACCAUUGUCUGGGAUCCCCUGCAUCACAAGAAGCUUCUUUCUAUGCACACAGGGCAUACUGCGAAUAUCUUCUCUGUCAAGUUCUUGCCACAUUCAGGGGAUCGGAUCCUCAUCACAGGAGCUGCAGACUCCAAGGUGCAUGUUCAUGACUUGACUGUCAAGGAAACCAUCCACAUGUUUGGUGACCACACCAACCGGGUCAAGCGUAUUGCCACGGCCCCUAUGUGGCCCAACACCUUCUGGAGCGCAGCGGAGGAUGGGCUAAUCCGACAGUAUGAUCUGCGAGAGAACAGCAAACGCUCAGAAGUCCUGAUAGACCUGACCGAAUACUGUGGGCAGCUGGUGGAGGCCAAGUGCCUCACUGUCAACCCCCAGGAUAACAAUUACCUAGCGGUGGGAGCCAGUGGGCCCUUCGUACGCCUCUAUGACAUACGCAUGAUCCACAACCACAGAAAAAGCAUGAAGCAGAGUCCCUCAGCGGGAGUCCACACGUUCUGUGACCGGCAGAAACCCCUUCCAGAUGGUGCGGCUCAGUACUACGUGGCAGGGCACCUUCCAGUGAAGCUACCAGACUACAACAACCGGCUGAGAGUUCUAGUAGCCACGUACGUCACCUUCAGUCCUGAUGGCACGGAGCUGUUGGUCAAUAUGGGAGGGGAACAGGUCUACUUGUUUGACCUGACUUACAAACAGAGGCCGUACACUUUUCUCCUGCCAAAGAAGUGCCACUCUUCAGGGGAAGUGCAGAAUGGAAAGACCUCAACCAAUGGAGUGUCAAACGGCAUCCAUCUCCACAGCAACGGAUUCAGAUUGUCUGAGGGAAGAACACAUAUCAGUCCCCAGAUUGAGCUGCCUCCAUAUCUGGAAAAAAUUAAACAGCAAGCCAAUGAGGCAUUUGCGUGCCAGCAGUGGACUCAAGCCAUCCAGCUGUACAGCAGAGCAGUUCAGAAAGCCCCCAACAACGCCAUGCUGUACGGAAACAGAGCUGCUGCCUACAUGAAGCGCAAGUGGGAUGGGGAUCACUAUGAUGCUUUAAGAGACUGCUUGAAGGCCAUCUCCCUGAACCCAGGCCACCUGAAAGCCCACUUCCGCCUGGCCCGCUGUCUCUUUGAACUGAAGUAUGUGGCAGAAGCGCUCGAGUGUCUGGAUGACUUCAAAGGGAAGUUCCCAGAACAGGCGCAUAGCAGCGCUUGUGAUGCACUGGAUCGAGACAUCAAUGCAGCCCUCUUCUCUAAAAGUGAUAACGCUGAAGACAAGAAAGGGGGCGGGCCAAUUCGGCUGCGAGCAACUGGGCGCAAAGACUCCAUCUCGGAUGAUGAGAUGGUGCUGAGGGAACGCAGCUACGACUACAAAUUCCGGUACUGUGGCCACUGUAACACCACCACCGACAUCAAGGAGGCCAACUUCUUUGGCAGCAACGCACAGUACAUAGUCAGCGGCUCAGACGAUGGGUCUUUCUUCAUCUGGGAGAAAGAAACUACCAACCUGGUGCGGGUGCUGCAGGGGGAUGAGUCUAUUGUGAACUGUCUCCAGCCCCACCCGAGUUACUGCUUCCUGGCCACCAGCGGCAUUGAUCCAGUUGUACGGCUCUGGAAUCCGAGGCCGGAGAGUGAAACCCUCAAUGGGCGUGUGGUGGAAGACAUGGAAGGCGCUUCCCAAGCUAACCAGAGACGAAUGAACGCAGACCCCCUGGAGGUGAUGUUGCUGAACAUGGGCUACCGUAUCACAGGACUGACCAGUGGGGGGGCUGGAGGCUCGGAUGAUGAAGACAGCUCAGAGGGGCAGGUCCAGUGCCGGCCCAGCUAAAGCAAAACGGCUUGUCCUUCCUGUAAUUGUUGUGUUGAAGGGGAACCUGGUUUCCUUGGUUCUAAACUUUCUGACUGCACUGUUUCACACUAUGCACAGAGUAGGACAAGCUGGCAGGGGCAGGAGCGGCCUUCUCAUUAGACCACCGCCACCACCUCUCCUCCUCCUCCUCGUCACACUACUGAGCAGCAUGGCAAUGCAGUCUGGGUUUUGCCUUUAGUGGAAUUUAGUCCCUGCUGGGAUUUUGAGUUGUCUGUGAGCAGUAUAAACUGGUGACCUCCUCCAGCGUGAGCAGGAAGAAGGGGCAUUGGCUACAUUCAUGCGUUUGCAGAGGAUUCUUAAUGUCCCAAAUAAAAUGUAAAUCUAG
Trachemys scripta elegans is the source of this 2801-nucleotide messenger RNA. RefSeq names its product WD and tetratricopeptide repeats 1 (gene WDTC1). Gene Ontology annotation, cellular component: Cul4-RING E3 ubiquitin ligase complex; cytoplasm. The transcript is spliced from 17 exons. Gene Ontology annotation, molecular function: protein binding. Gene Ontology annotation, biological process: negative regulation of fatty acid biosynthetic process. The coding region runs from base 359 to 2434 and encodes 691 amino acids. The record is from RefSeq and is a predicted model, not a curated record. NCBI's taxonomy places the organism in Eukaryota, Metazoa, Chordata, Testudines, Emydidae.